UUUAUAGUUGCCAUAUACAGUAGCCUAGGAAUUAAAGUAACACAGCGGAUUGUUAGAAACGACAUUGCAUGCACAUGAUUAGUAACCAGUCAUGCUACAAAUAAUAGUCAUUUUGGAUUUUGUUUUAUUAAAGUCAGUUUUCAAAACCUUUCAAGUGAAAUAAGUUAAACAAACAUUUGCAUGUUACUAGUGCUUCCUUAAAUAAUUAUAAAUUCUCACUGUAAAAGUGUUAAUUACGUGCAGUUGAAUUAGACCUAACAGUUAAGCGCCCUUGAUCUGACUGCAAAAUUUCCAAUGAACUAAAGAAUCGUAGGGAUUCCUGCCAAAACAAACCUUAACUACAAAUCCUUUACAUUGUAUUACUGUAUUUUGGUAAGAACUGUGAAACACACACCCACACACAUAUACAAAAACAAUGACGAAACCAGACCUUUCUUGUGUAAAGUGUGUACGAGAAACAGCUUUUUUUGUUGUAGAAGUUUACUGUGGGGGCAAUUCUGAUUUUGAAUGUGUUGUGUUACCUUGGACGACUCUGGCUUUCCCGUAUUCAUGUUAGGAAUCUCAUUGUUGGUUUGGACAGCAUUCAAGCUGGUGCUUUAGGGCAGGAGAGAGGCUCUGGUCCCAUCACAACCAUAUUUCUAGAGGGAGGAAGAGGACAACACAGCUUCAUUCUGUACAUCACCCACAGUACAUACAGCAAAGCUUAUUGUAAAAAUAUCAAGAAGGGUUUUAGGAUUAAACUGGUAGUUGUUGUUUCUAAAGAUGACUCUCUUGAGUUUGGUGCUUGCAUGGUCCUUGUUAACUUUAUUGAUCGGUUCAUCAACUUCAUUCUAUCUGGAGCCUGAGGAGGAAAUCAAUGAGACUGUCAUUUGUACCAAAGACCUUAUGGAAGUGGACAUACCUAGUACCUUCUUUCUCAACAAAGUUCCUCCAGUCUAUAUUUGGGAUUUACACCUUAAUGACCCUGAAUGUCGAGGAAUGGAAACAGAGAACUCCUAUGUAUUCGCAAUUAAAACCAACCUGUCAGACUGUGGAACCAUCACGGCUUCUGAUGACACCCACAUCAUGUUUAUAAACAACAUACACAAUAAUAACACGGAUGUCAUCACAAGAACCUACAUCAACAUCACGUUUGUGUGCCGCUACCCUAUCAACUACAUGGUCAAGCAAACUAAUGGAAACAACAUGAUAAAUGUUGAUAUAAGGACAAUUACACUCAGCACAGAAGAUGGCAACUUUUCUGUUUCAAUGAUGCUGUACAAGGAUGAGGGUUUUGAAGACAAAUGGACAGAUGUUCCUUUUCUAGCACUGGAAGACAACAUUUAUGUAAAAGUCUACAUGGUACCAGCUCAUUUAAUAAUGCGUCUUGAGAGUUGCUGGGCUACCCCAACAAAUGACCCAUACAGUAACAUUCAGUACACUUUCAUCAGAGACAGCUGUCCUGAAGGAACUAAUGAGCAAACAUUAGCAGUACUGAAGAACGGCGAGGAUUCAGAGGCAAUGUUUCGGAUACAAAUGUUCAAGUUUGUGGGGGACUCCUAUAAAGACGUAUUUCUGCACUGCAAUGUUCAAAUAUGUCACAACAAAGUGGGGUUCUGCCAACCAAACUGUUCGGAAGAAGAAGGGAUGACAAGGACAAAAAGAGAUAUUGUACCAUCUCACACAGUUUCCUAUGGUCCUAUUAGAAGACAGACAUCCAGUAAAGGAAAAGCAGGUCAGAGCACUGCACAUCUGCCACCGGUGGAGACCUUUGUGCUAGGAGGACUGGUGCUGGUUGUUCUUUUACUCAUUGGAGUAUUUGGAAAGCUCUGGGUGCGGUCACGAGGCCAGUAUCCCACAAUGCAAGCUCAGCUGACCUUGUCGAAUAUUCACCACCACUCAGAGGUUGCCUCUUAACAUAAGAGAUAUCCUGGCUGUAUAUAAUGUUCAUUUUCCCAACAAGGUUAAUGAUAGAUCUUAUCUGUCAUGGUCUUCCAUACAAUGUGUUGGUCUUGCAUGUGCAGUUUUGAAAGAAGCACAUGUUAUAGCAAGAUUUUACCUUUCAUUGUAAAUUUUUUUUUUUUUCCGAUACACCUUCAAAGCCUACUUCCCCUAACGUGACAUGCUUUCUCAGCGCCAAUUGCCAAAUGGUAAAGUAUAACAGACUUCCUGACAGACAUGCAAACUGGGGGCUUUCUUUAAACUAGUAAGGUUUCAGAUAUUAUUUUAAAAUUAAAAUUAAUGUUUGAUAGAACAUGUGCUUCUUCUGAAACUGCACAUGUGAGACCUACUUAGCAAAUGCAAGUGCAUGACAGGUAUGGCUUAUGGAAUUAUUUUAUUGGCUAUAAGCCCUUGAAAUAUUUGCAUAUCCUGAGUUAACCUAAAAAAAAGUAGCAAAAGAUUCUCAGGCAAUUUUGUCUGAAAUUCCAAAAGGGGUCCUUUUUUCAUGAACCCAAAACUCCACUUAAACCAUGUCAGAGCAUUUGAACAGUAUUCGUGAAAAACUAAUUUUGAUUUCUAACACAGAACAGAAACAAAAAGGCCUUUAAUAUUCAAGCUUGAUUUUCAAAAACAACUGCAUUCUUAUAUACAGCUUGUGCUGUGUUCCUAUUCUUUUUUGUACGGGGGCAGUAGACCAUGUUAUGAACAUAGCCUACAUAUUUUAACUGAAUGCAUUUUCACAAAUAAACUGUACAAAACAAAAGAUGCUGUCAUAUUACAAUCAGAUUGGUCUGCCUUGUUUUAUGUUUUUUUUUUCUUACAAUAAACACUGUUUUAUAUAUUGUAUUUGAUUUGUAUUCUGUUUAAUACUUUUUUGUGUAUAUUGUGUCGUCUAGUCGUGUGUGUUUAAGCAAAUUAAUUAAGCUAAAGUUGUGCUUGUAGCAUUUUACUGGGUUAAAUAAUACAAUAUAUUCUUUGGAGCCUUAGUACAGCAGUGUGGAGUAGUGGUUAGGGCUCUGGACUCUUGACCGGAGGGUCGUGGGUUUAAUUCCAGGUGGGGGACACUACUGCUGUACCCUUGAACAAGGUACUUUACCUAGAUUGCUCCAGUAAAAACCCAACUGUAUAAAUGGGUAAUUGUAUGUAAAAAUAAUGUGAUAUCUUGUAACAAUUGUAA
Molecule: messenger RNA, 3097 nt
Organism: Acipenser ruthenus (sterlet)
Lineage: Eukaryota; Metazoa; Chordata; Actinopteri; Acipenseriformes; Acipenseridae
Product: pancreatic secretory granule membrane major glycoprotein GP2
Exons: 9
Coding region: 763-1896 (377 amino acids)
Biological process (GO): neutrophil migration
Cellular component (GO): cell surface; apical plasma membrane
Source: RefSeq, a predicted model, not a curated record